AGUCUUGCACAGGUGUACCGGCUCCUCCCCUUCAGUCUUGCACAGGUGUACCGGCUCCUCCCCUUCAGUCUUGCACAGGUGUACCGGCUCCUCCCCUUCAGUCUUGCACAGGUGUACCGGCUCCUCCCCUUCAGUCUUACACAGGUGUACCGGCCCCUCCCCUUCAGUCUUGCACAGGUGUACCGGCUCCUCCCCUUCAGUCUUGCACAGGUGUACCGGCUCCUCCCCUUCAGUCUUGCACAGGUGUAUCGGCUCCUCUCUUGGACUGAAAUGGCUUCCUCUGAUUUCACUGCACACUGUGAGUUUCUCACCAUGUGCGUUAGAAGCUGCAGCAAGUCAGAUAGAUCCCACCUCAUUUCCUGGCUGGAAGACACCCGGCAUCAUCUAGCACAGGGGUCUCCAAGUGGGGAUCUGAAGUCAUCACGGCCACGCCGCUGCUACGUUCCAGCGUGC
This is a messenger RNA of Staurois parvus, 453 nucleotides long. Lineage: Eukaryota; Metazoa; Chordata; Amphibia; Anura; Ranidae. The record is from the annotation of a GenBank genome assembly.